Messenger RNA from Gaeumannomyces tritici R3-111a-1, 1226 nucleotides. RefSeq lists its product as hypothetical. Bases 103 to 1059 code for a protein of 318 amino acids. Lineage: Eukaryota; Fungi; Ascomycota; Sordariomycetes; Magnaporthales; Magnaporthaceae. The transcript has a single exon. The record is from RefSeq and is a predicted model, not a curated record.
GCCGAGUAAGACACAGAGUGAGAGCGGAGCUUCUCAAGCUAUCAUGCCCGACAAAACAUCAAGCGAGAACAAGUACACAAUUCACCUCUACACUCCAUCGAAAUGUCGUCCGACAAGGCAGCCCGCAGGCUGGACGCCAUCGGCCGCCAGCUCGCCCCGGCCGACGACAACAACACCCUGCCGCCCAUCAAGACGGUGGCGGGCGACUCGGCGUCGCCGCGCGUCAAGGACAAGGUGGUCAUCGUCACGGGCGCCAACUCGCCGCUCGGCAUCGGCCGCGCCGCCGCCCACCAGUUCGCCGCCAACGGCGCGCGCGCCGUCUACCUCUGCGACCACGACGACUCGCACCUCCUGGCCCACCAGCGCGAGAUGCUCUCCCUCUACGCCUCCCCACCACACCAAGGGCCCGCUCUAGAGGUGCACGUGCGGCAGUUCGACGCGGCCGACGAGGAGGCCGUCAAGGGCGUGGUCGCCGACGCGCUGGCGCGGUACGGGCGGCUCGACGUCUUCUUCGCCAACGCGGGCGUGGUGGGGCCGCCCACUCUCUUCACCGACGCCGACGCCGACGGCUUCAUGGACGUCAUGCGCGUCAACGCCCUGGGGCCCUUUUUGGCCGCCAAGCACGCCGCGCCCGCCAUGGGCCGCGUCGUGCCGUCCAAGCCCGUGUCCGGGGGUAGCAUCAUCAUGACGGCGUCGGUCGCCGGGAUCCGCUCCAACGCCGGCCCGACCCCCUACAGCGCUAGCAAGGCCGCCGUCGUGUCCAUGGCCCAGACCAUGGCGUACCAGCUGGCGGGGACCGGGGUGCGCGUGAACGCCAUCUGCCCCGGCCUGAUCGAGACGGGCAUGACGGCCCCCGUGUUUGAGGGCGCCCGCCGCCGCGGCACCGAGGGCAAGGUCGGGCAGCUGAACCCGCUCAAGAGGGCGGCCCACGCCGACGAGGUGGCCCGCGUUGCGCUGUUUCUGGGCAGCGACGAGAGCUCGUAUGUCAACGGCCAGGCCUGGGCUGUCGACGGCGGCCUGAGUGCGGGGCAUCCGUACGUCCCGGGGAAGACGAGCUAGCUGGGCGGGGAUUUCUGCUGAGGCACAAACAAGACAUUUUGCGUGUUGCGUGUUACCCGAGUUACACUUUUAGCGUUAAUUUGUAAACUCUGACAACGUCUUGUAAGCAUGGACAACGUCUUGAAAAAAUGUGAGAGUUGUUGAUUUGUUUUUAUGGACCCCACCAU